GAGGCGCUCACACGCAAAAACCCUAAAACCCCAGUCUACCCUUCCUUCCCCGCCGCCGGCAGCCGGGACAUCACCAUGGCGGACGCCGUGCAGUACCGCCUCGAGCGGAUGUCCGACGAGCUCGACGACCUCGAGCGCCGGGGCCUCUUCACCCGCGCCGAGCUCGCCGAGGUCGUCCGCCGCCGCCGCGACUUCGAGUUCCGCCUCCGACGCCGCUCCCCGCUCCGCUCCGACUUCCUCGACUACAUCGCCUACGAGCUCCGCCUCGACGCCCUCCGCGACCUCCGCAAGCGCGCCAUCAUACGCGCCACCCCCGACACCACCGACCACGAUGCUGACGCCACCGACAACGACAGCAGCAAGAAGAAGAAGAAGAAGAGGAACAAGGGCAAGGCCAAGAAGUGGAAGAAGUCCGUCUCCGACAUCGCCGGAGUCCUCCGCGUCCUCGACAUCUACAGGAUGGCCACCGUCAGGUACAAGGGGGACCUCGACCUCUGGUUCCGUUACCUCGAGUUCUGUCGCGACAAGCGCCAUGGUCGGAUGAAGCAGGCUCUGGCACAAGCUAUUCGUUACCACCCCAAGGUUCCUGGGCUCUGGAUCUAUGCAGCAGCAUGGGAAUUUGAUCAGAACUUAAAUGUUGCUGCAGCACGUGCUCUUAUGCAGACUGGUCUUAGAUCUUGUCCAGAAUCAGAGGAUAUGUGGAUUGAGUAUCUUCGCAUGGAGCUUACCUAUCUUAACAAGCUUAAGGCUCGAAAGGUUGCUCUUGGAGAGGAUGUGAAGACACUGCAAAAGAAGAAUAAUGAUGCAAGCACUUGGAAAGAGGAAAAUAAAGAACUGUUCAUGUCACUGAAUGAACAAGAUGAAGGUCCCAAGGAGUCUGGCUCACAGGGAGUUGCUUUGGAGGGGAAGGAAGACCUAUUCUGGCAGCAAGGGCUGCUAAUCAUUCAAACCAUAUACCAUGGUGCUACAAAAGCUCUUCCUUCAAGCUUAACCUUGCGGAAGAAAUUCUUAGAGAUAUUGAGUAGUGUUGACCUAGCACAUUCUGACGAACUGAAGGUAGAGGUCAUGGAUGACCUGAAGAAAGAGUUCUCUGACAGUGAGGACUACUGGGAUUGGCUUGCUAGGCUUCAGCUUAGUGACUCAACUAGUUCCAGUAAUUUGAAUAGAAUGGAAGCUUUAUCAAAUAAACUGAAUAAAUCAAUACAGGUGUAUGAUGAAGCUGUCAGGAGGUUGCCAACUUCCAGAAUGUAUUCCCUGUAUGCAAAAUUUUGGAUGGGUGUUCUGUUUGCUGAUACAGAAGAUUCCAUCUCAUUGUUUCAUGGCGGUGAAUUUGAUGCUUCAGGGUUCACUUCAUGUAUACUGAAAGUCUAUCAAAAUGCCGAAUCAAGCGGUUGUCUUACUGAAGAUCUUGCUUGCCAAUAUGUGUCUCUUUAUUUGAGACUUGGAGGUUUGGAGGAGGCACCUGGAAGAUUAGAGGAAGCUAGGAAUCUUGCCAAAAAGCUCUGCAAUGGUCCUCUUUCACAUGCUGCGGAUUUGUGGAACCUGAGAGCAUCUAUUGAGAUGAAGUCACUUGCUACUUCUACUGGCAUUUCUUCGUUCAGCAAGGAGAACUUGAGUUCUCUAUUUGAUCUAUUUAAUGUUGCACUUCCAAAGUUACCCAUACCUGAGGCUGAGGAAUUGUGGCACACGGCCAUGAAAUUGUUUUCUCAUGAGAAGGUUUAUUUCGAAAAGCUGGUGAAAUGUGCAAUGUUAUCAUUAAGUUCUGCUGGUGGAAAUGAUUGUGGAGCUUCGGUUUCUUCUGCUAUUGUUGGAUGGAUUUUACAAAGAGAUGGUAUCAAGCAAGCUAGAAAGAUGUAUAAGAGAUUUCUGGCUUUACCACGUCCAAGCUUCAAGUUCUUCCAGUACUGCAUAGAGUUGGAAACAAACCUUGCAUCAAUCGGAAACCAAGACAGCCUUGUGAAUGCUCGUAAGCUGUAUGAUGCAGCGCUCGAUCUCUAUCCCCAGGAAAGAGAACUUUGGAGGAACUACUACAACAUGGAGCUGAAGUUGGGAACAUCAGAAACAGCAAAUGCUAUAUACUGGCGCGCUCGUAAGGUGCUCGGUGAUUCCAGUGCCCUGGACAUUCCCCACAGCUAGCAAUGUGUGACUUGUGUAUCAUGCAAUAUCAUUUUUGAUCUGAUUUGAUUACUUUGUUGUUUAAGCGUAUCAAGUCAAGUAGCGCGGUGGAAGAAAAUUUUGGCUAGUCUAUCUGUUGGAUUUGUGUUAUGAGCCCCUAACUAGGGUUAAAAUUUGCAUGCUCUGUAUGAUUGCCGAUUAAAAGCUUGUACAGAUACGGCGAUAGUGGCCGAUCCCCGAAACAUACUACUAGCUAUUGGUGUUUGUGUCAAUUUAGUUUGUGCCAAGCUUGCCUUGACAAAGAAUUUAUCAUCUACUAGUCCA
Oryza sativa Japonica Group (Japanese rice) is the source of this 2439-nucleotide messenger RNA. RefSeq lists its product as uncharacterized. The record is from RefSeq and is a predicted model, not a curated record. Gene Ontology annotation, cellular component: small-subunit processome; Pwp2p-containing subcomplex of 90S preribosome. Gene Ontology annotation, biological process: maturation of SSU-rRNA from tricistronic rRNA transcript (SSU-rRNA, 5.8S rRNA, LSU-rRNA). Gene Ontology annotation, molecular function: snoRNA binding; protein binding. Lineage: Eukaryota; Viridiplantae; Streptophyta; Magnoliopsida; Poales; Poaceae.